AUGUCAACUCUGGAAGAUAAGAUUUUAGGCGAAAAGUUACAUUAUUACUGUAGCAGUUCCAGUGAAGAUGAAGAAAAUGAUUCAGCAGAAUCUGAUAAAGAGACAGAAAAUGAAAAAUAUUCACAAAUAAUUACAGAUUCCAUAGAACCAUCAUUUUCAGAAUGGGAUGGUACUUCUAGUAACACAGGACCAAAGGGUGUUAUAAAAGAUUGGCAACGCUACAAACAAUUACAAGCAGAAAAAAAAGAGGAACAAGAGAAAGAAAGACUUGAAUUAAUUAAUAAACUAAGCUUAACAUGUCGCAGUUCUUUAGAUGAAGAAAAGGAGAAGAUCAUGCAAACUGAUCCUGAUCUUGCUGAAUUGUUAGUUGAUGAAUUCCUUUUAGAAUAUCAGAGACAAAGGAUGAAAGAGAUGCUUGCAAGAACUGAGAAACUUCGCUUUGGUGGAGUAAUUAAUUUAGAAACAGCAGAUCAAUUUCUGGAAGCAAUUGAUAAUGAAGACAAAUCUGUGACAAUUAUUGUUCACAUUUAUGAAUAUAAUGUCCCUGGCUGUGAAGCCAUGAAUGGUUCUCUAAUAUUUGUGGCAGAGGAUUAUCCUUUUGUAAAAUUUUGUAAAAUUUUAGGUUCAGUAGCUGGGCUCAGUAAACAUUUCAAAAAAGAGGGGGUUCCAGCUUUAUUAGUUUACAAAGCAGGUCAAGUAAUAGGAAAUUUUGUUCAUGUGACAGAUUAUUUAGGAGUAGACUUUUAUGCUUCUGAUGUUGAAGCCUUUUUAAUUGAACAUGGAAUGCUUACUGAUAAGAAGUGUGUACCUGCUAUCAUUUCACAAAAUGAGAAUACAUUAUCAGACAGUGAAUAA
Messenger RNA from Habropoda laboriosa, 855 nucleotides. Its product is annotated as phosducin-like protein. The coding region runs from base 1 to 855 and encodes 284 amino acids. The record is from RefSeq and is a predicted model, not a curated record. Lineage: Eukaryota; Metazoa; Arthropoda; Insecta; Hymenoptera; Apidae. The transcript has 3 exons. Gene Ontology annotation, biological process: regulation of G protein-coupled receptor signaling pathway.